AAUAUGGCGGGAGUUGAGUGAGACACAUGCCAAAACUUUACAUUGAGAAUUGAUUUCUCGCCCUGCGCACCGUGUGUACGUGAAAGAAAGCCGUCGAACAAAACAUGUCCCGCCACAGGAAUGUACGAGGUUAUAACUACGACGAAGACUUUGAUGAUGAUGACAUGUACGGACAGUCCGUGGAGGAUGACUACUGCAUCUCUCCUGCCACUGCCGCACAGUUUAUCUACUCGCGUCAAGACUCAAGGCAAGCACGGCAGGUGGAGACACUGGAGGAGGCAGAGUAUGAGGAAGAGGAGGAGAUGCCAACCUCUCCCACAGUCACACACACACUUGACCCACUGGAGCAAGGUCGAUUGUAUUCCUGUUUGGAUCAGAUGAGAGCAGUACUUGGAGACUCAGUUUCAGACUCCACACUGACUCGGGCAGCGCUGAAAUACGACUACGACCCUCAAAGAGCCCUUGAUUUCGUCCUGACUGAAGAGAAGACUAAUGCACACACCCCUCCGGCCAGAACUAACCCACAGCCCGAGCCAACCCCUGCACCGCAAAAAGCUAAAGCACGGGAGGCUCCAGAAAAUCGUGUUGAAGCAGAGGUUGUCCCAAAGGUUGCACGUAUGACUGUAUCAGGCAAGAAGCAGACCAUGGGCUUUGAUGUGCGAAGAGCGGAAGAAAAUGGCAUUGUUGCCACAUCAGUCCGCAGAGGGCCGAACCCUGAGGUCAUUGCUACACCAUUCAUGGAGACUCCAUCGAAGCCAGCGGUUGUUAGUGAAGAUGCUUCCGGCCCUACCCCACACCGCCCUGCUGGAAAGAGCAAACAACAGCUCAACAUCCGUGCCGAACUGGAGAAGAGACACGGAGGGAAACAUUUACUCAACCUGGUUGUCAUAGGUCAUGUAGAUGCUGGUAAGAGCACUCUCAUGGGUCAUGUGUUGUAUCUACUGGGGAAUGUUAAUAAGAGAACCAUGCAUAAAUAUGAGCAGGAAGCCAAGAAAGCUGGCAAAGCCUCUUUCGCCUAUGCAUGGGUCCUGGACGAGACAGGAGAGGAGAGAGACAGAGGUGUGACUAUGGAUGUGGGCAUGACAAAGUUUGAGACAGACUCUAAGGUUAUUACACUGAUGGAUGCACCAGGACACAAGGACUUUAUUCCGAACAUGAUCACAGGGGCUGCGCAGGCAGAUGUGGCCAUGUUAGUCGUAGAUGCCAGCCGUGGGGAGUUUGAGGCUGGGUUCGAGGCAGGUGGGCAGACCAGGGAGCAUGGACUUCUGGUCCGAUCCCUUGGAGUCACUCAGCUUGCUGUUGCUGUCAACAAGAUGGACCAGGUGAACUGGCAGCAAGAGAGGUUCAAGGAAAUUGUCUCCAAGCUUGGUCACUUUCUGAAGCAAGCUGGUUUUAAGGAUUCAGAUGUGUUUUACAUCCCUACAAGUGGCCUUUCAGGAGAGAAUCUGACCAUCAGGAGCAAAGUACCGGAUCUUACUGCCUGGUACACUGGGCCAUGCUUACUUGAACAGAUAGAUGCUUUUAAACCUCCUCAGAGGUCAGUAGAGAAGCCGUUCAGACUCUGUGUGUCAGACGUCUUCAAAGAUCAGGGCUCUGGGUUCUGUGUGACAGGAAAGAUCGAGGCUGGCUUUAUUGAGACAGGAGACAAGGCACUGGUCAUGCCACCUAAUGAGACCUGCACUGUGAAAGGGAUCACCCUCCAUGAUGAAGCUUUAGACUGGGCAGCUGCUGGUCAUCAUGUCAGUCUGACGGUAACUGGCAUGGAUAUCAUCAAAAUAAAUGUUGGAUGUAUAUUCUGUGAUCCCAAAGAGCCCAUCAGAGCGUGUACAAGGUUCCGAGCAAGAAUUCUCCUCUUUAAUAUAGAAGUUCCGGUUACUCAAGGCUUCCCUGUAGAUUGUAUGAUACCUUUGGAAAGUUCAAAGGUGCUGUUGCAUUAUCAGACAGUCAGUGAACCUGCCACAAUUAAGAAGUUAGUCAGCAUAUUACACAAGAGCAGUGGAGAAGUUCUCAAGAAGAAACCAAAGUGUUUGAGUAAAGGACAGAACGCAGUGGUGGAGAUUCAAACACAUAGGCCUGUGGCUCUGGAACUUUAUAAGGAUUAUAAAGAACUGGGUCGAUUCAUGCUCAGAUAUGUGGGCUCGACUAUUGCUGCUGGAGUCGUCACAGAGAUCAAAGAAUAAACACCAGUCUGAAUUGGAUCCAUCAGAACAUACUGGAUGAAAUCUCUGAACAGAAGUGCAAUUCCUCCUCGGAGCAUACACAAAAACAAAGUGCAUACACACAAAGAUACCCUUUAGGCAACCUGAUGCUAGCUGCAGUUAAUUUUACAGACAACACACACCUUUUCAAAGGCUUAAUGUUGUGGUGUGAGUGAAUGUCUUGUGUCUGAAUUGCUCUUCAGCUUUCAAAAUUCAAAUGAACUGUGUAAUAGACCCACAUUUCCCUCAAAAUCUUUUAACUUAAUACCUCUUAAUGAUCCAUACACUUUAACACAAAAUGUUUACCUGUACUUCCAUCCAUUCGUUUAUGAAUCUUCGAUCAACAAACUCAACAAAUUUGUAUUUUAUAAUGUGACAUUUUCUUUUAGAUCGUUGUAAAUUUCAACAUUUCUGAUGACCGUGUGGUAGCAAUAUGGGACAUUUAACCUUGGUUCAUGUCAAAGGUUUUAAAGAUUUAAUAAAAAAAAAUAUUUAAGGGUGUAUAGUUGAGGGGACACGAAAAAACAAACAGAACAAUGCUGGCUGCAUGCUCUCAACUCCAUUAGUUUCUCAUAAGAGCUGCACGGACAGUGUGUGUAUUAUACCUGCUGUUCAAUUGUCACUACAUCUUUUCAGUCGUUUUCUGGAAAACAUAUGUAUUGAGAAUUAAAUAAACUUGGCAAGAUGAUUAGUGGAGAAAGAGAUGUGGAGGGGAUGGGAAAGAAUUAAAUGAGGCAUAAACUCAUCUGGGAAUCUACACAGAUCUGCCACAACAUUAAAACCACCUACCAAAUAUUGUGAAGGUCCCCCUCGUGCUGCCAAAACAGUGCCAACCCACAAUUGUACAGAGUGGUUAUCUGAGUUACUGUAGGCUUUGCCAAUUUGAACCAUUCUGGCCAUUCUCUGUUGAGAGAUAUGGGUCAGGAGCUUCAGUUAAUGCUCAGUUAACUUUUUAAUCAACCAUCAGAAUGGAGAAAAAAAAAUGUGAUCUCAGUGAUUUGGACCAUGGCAUGGAUUGUUGCUGCCAACUUCUGAUUUUCUGGGAUUUUCACGCACAACAGUCUCUAGAAUUUACUCGGAAUGGCGCCAAAAACAAAAAAACAUCCAGUGAGCGGCAGUUCUGUGGAUGGAAAUGCCUUGUUGAUGAGAGAGGUCAACAGAGAAUGGCCAGACUGGUUCAAACUGACAAAGUCUACAGUAACUCAGAUAACCACUCUGCACAAUUGUGAGAAGAAUAUUAUCUCAGAAUGUUAUUCUGAGAUGCAGGUUGGCGCUGUUUUGGCGACACGUGGGGGACCUACACAAUAUUAGGCAGGUUGUUUUAAUGUUGUGUCUGAUCGGUGUAUAAUCAAACUUUCUUUAAGCUUCUGAAGGACAUUAUUGUAUCUGACUUAUUUGAUCUUGACAUUAAUAUUAAGGUGUUUUAAUUUAAAUAACUUUUUGUUUGGGUGUAUUGAGGCUGAAGUUUUUAGAUCCGGGAAAAGCUUCAUCAGAAAAAUAAAAAUCACUGUGGAAAACAUGAGUGUCUGUGUGUUGACAGCCAGUAAAUAAACUGUAAAAUAAAAUUUGUGUACAUGUAUUUAAUCCCCAGGCAAUUUUAAUUUGUGCUAAAUAAAUGAUUAUAUA
Messenger RNA from Xyrauchen texanus (razorback sucker), 3824 nucleotides. It is a transcript of the gene hbs1l, whose product is annotated as HBS1-like translational GTPase. Lineage: Eukaryota; Metazoa; Chordata; Actinopteri; Cypriniformes; Catostomidae. The record is from RefSeq and is a predicted model, not a curated record. The transcript is spliced from 19 exons. Gene Ontology annotation, biological process: translation. Gene Ontology annotation, molecular function: GTPase activity; GTP binding. The coding region runs from base 105 to 2180 and encodes 691 amino acids.